AUGAUCAACAAGACAGCUGUUUCGUUGAUGAUUGCCAUACUACUGAUUGCAAUCUUGUGUUGUUGUAGUAGUGCAACCUUCGUUCAAGCAACAAGUGCUGCUGAGGCUGCCACUCCACCAACCAGCAGUAGCAGCACCUCAUCGGAUCAUCAUCAUCAUGAAGAUGAAUCUUCUGAACAAACCACCAUCUCUGCCGAUCUCUCAUUGAAGGAUGAUAUUCUUCAACAGCAAAAUAAUUCUGGAGCCAGUUCAAACACUUCAUCUUCCGAUGAAACUCUUAGCAAUGGAAAGACUAAAAACAAAUCAAAACGAACCAUCCAAAUUACCAUUCCAAAGGAUUAUGAAAAGUUUGUUCUUAAACCAAGAGUGAUUGGAGAAGAACAAAAGAUUAGAAUUUACAAUGCUCAAAACACAACCUUUUAUCAGAGAAAAUUGAAGAACCCAGUGUUAAAGAUGUGGAUUCUCAUUGUUGGAAGAAAAAUGAAGAAUGAUUUACCAUAUUAUACCUAUUCUGCAAAACGUUUCUUUGAGACUGCUUGGAGAAGAAAUAUUCAAGUCGAGUUGAUGGAAAUUCAAAAGUUUGACAUGAUGGUAGCUCAUGAUGGAUCAAAUUCUAUCAUGUAUGAUGGAGAGGUCAUUCCAAGAGAAGAAUUCCCUGAUGCUGUCUUGCCAAGACUAGGAGCACAUAUUGAUUAUUGGGGUUUGGCUGUGGUGAGACAAUUAGAAAAGUUAGACAUUUUAGUUUUGAAUGGUUUUGAGUCACUUGAAAUGACACGUGAUAAACUUCAAACACUUCAACAAUUAGCAAAGGACCAAAUCGCCAUUCCAAAGACCAUGAUUGCUCGAUUCCCAAUUGACACCUCAAUCAUUUCACGCCACUUUUCUUUUCCAAUCAUUUUGAAAAAGUCUUCUGGAUCGCAAGGAAAGGGAGUACUUCUCGUUCAAAGUGAGGAUCAAAUUAAGGGUCUUGGAGACAUGUUAGAUACCACAAAGCCAAUGAUUAUUCAAGAAUUUAUUGCUGCCAGUAAGGGACGAGAUAUUCGAGCUAUUGUAUUAGGUGGUAAAGUCAUUGGUGCCAUGAUGCGUGUUGCCAAAUCAGGCUUCAAAUCCAAUUUCCAUCAAGGAGGUUAUGUCAAGCCAGUCAAAUUGUCCAACUUGUUAGAAUGGUUGGCCAUUAGUGCUGCACAAAGUGUUGAAUUGGACUUUGCAGGUGUUGAUAUUUUGAUUGAUCGUGAUACCUACAAGAUUUGUGAAAUUAAUUCUUCACCUGGUUUUGAAGGUUUUGAAUUGGCUACUGGUGUCAACGUACCUGAUCAAUUAUUCAACUAUGUAGAAUUGAAGACCAGUAUUUGGCGUAAAUUAGACAAGAAGAAGAAGAAGAAGAAACCAGUUCUCAUUCCAGUUGAAGCAGAGCAUGUUGUUGCUUCCAAACCAGAACAAAAACAAGACAUUCAAAUUGACCUCAAUGGCCAACAAUUGUAA
Naegleria lovaniensis is the source of this 1482-nucleotide messenger RNA. RefSeq lists its product as uncharacterized. NCBI's taxonomy places the organism in Eukaryota, Heterolobosea, Eutetramitea, Acrasida, Naegleriidae. The record is from RefSeq and is a predicted model, not a curated record. The transcript is spliced from 3 exons. Gene Ontology annotation, cellular component: cytoplasm. Bases 1 to 1482 code for a protein of 493 amino acids. Gene Ontology annotation, biological process: protein modification process. Gene Ontology annotation, molecular function: coenzyme F420-2 alpha-glutamyl ligase activity; metal ion binding; ATP binding.